Molecule: messenger RNA, 4094 nt
Organism: Mugil cephalus (flathead mullet)
Lineage: Eukaryota; Metazoa; Chordata; Actinopteri; Mugiliformes; Mugilidae
Product: carbonic anhydrase-related protein 10-like
Exons: 9
Coding region: 725-1711 (328 amino acids)
Molecular function (GO): carbonate dehydratase activity; zinc ion binding
Source: RefSeq, a predicted model, not a curated record
AUGCUUUGAGGCAACAUAUCAGAUUACCACUCCCGAGCUUCUAUAUUAUUUUCAAUCCGCGAUUUUUUCGGGGUUUUGCCGAAGUUUUCUUCAUCCAAAUUUUGACUUUAUUGCACUUUUACGCACGCGAUUUUGUGUUAUUUUUUAUGUCUGGCCUGUUCUCUCUUUUCACCUUUAAGAUAAAUUAUUUUUUUCCCUCCAUUUUCGUUGCUGUGCAGAAACAAUUCUGACAUCAUAUCAUGUCAUGAAUAUGCCGUUUCUCUCUGUCGGGCUGUGCGCUCCGGGUGCGCUUUGCGUCGUCAGUGAAGUUGCCUGAUCCACUGCAGACGAGCGCCGCGAACAGCCACACGCUCCUAAGAGGGAAAAAAAGAGAAGAAAAACAUGAAUCACGAACGGACUUGACAGAUUGAAUUUAUUAACAGUGGACAGGCUGAGAGAUAAAUGUGUUUAAGUCGGCUUGACAAGCCCCGGUAAAGACAGAGAAAAGACCGAAAUGUCGCCUGGGAACCAAACCGGGAAGCGAAGGAGCUCGACGACGCUGUGAAAACGGAUCCCUCCCGCGAGGCUUGAAACCAUCUCGGCGCUCCACAGGAGGAGAGAGACGGGGGACAGGCGAGAACCGAGGAGGAGGAGGGAGGGGAAAAUGCUCAAAGUUUGGCCGCGUCGUCUACAAGUGCGACCCCGCAACAGCUGCAGAGAAUGAGCAUGAAUUAUUAAACGAAGAAUGCAUGUCGUUUGGGAUAUAGCUGUGAUUCUGCAAACAUUUAUCAUCUGCACUUCAUCAGCUCAGCCGAUUAUAUCCAAGCUUGAUGCAGGUUGGUGGGCAUAUAAGGACGUCGUCCAGGGGAGCUUUGUUCCAGUCCCAUCCUUCUGGGGUCUGGUGAACUCAGCCUGGAACCUGUGCGCCAUAGGGAAGAGGCAGUCCCCCAUCGACAUCGAAACCAGCCACAUGAUCUUCGACCCGUACCUGACCCCCCUCAGGCUCAACACAGGGGGUCGCAAGAUGGGAGGCACCAUGUACAACACAGGCAAGCAUGUGUCCCUGAGGCCGGAUAAAGCGCACCUGGUGAAUAUUUCGGGAGGCCCAUUAGGAUACAGCUACCGUCUGGAAGAAGUCCGUCUACACUUUGGGAGCGAAGACUCUCAGGGUUCAGAGCACACCCUCAACGGCCAGGGCUUUCCUGGAGAGGUCCAGCUGAUCCAUUAUAACCAGGAUCUCUACGCCAACUACAGCGAGGCAGCUAAGAGCCCUCAUGGCAUUGCCGUGGUUUCCAUCUUCAUAAAGCUCUCGGAAAACUCCAACGCCUUUCUCAACCGUAUGCUCAACAGAGACACCAUCACCAGAAUUAACUACAAACAUGACGCGUUCUUAUUGAUGGGCCUGAAUAUCGCGGACCUGUACCCUGACACCACGCGCUACAUCACCUACGAGGGCUCCAUCACCAUCCCUCCCUGCUACGAAACAUCUACGUGGAUACUCAUCAACAAGCCGAUCUAUGUCACACAGAUGCAGAUGCACUCCUUGCGCCUCCUCAGCCAGAACGAGCCCUACAAGAUCUUCAUGAGCAUGAGCGACAACACCCGGCCCACUCAGCCUCUGCUGCAGCGCUGCAUCCGAACCAACAUCAACUUCAGCAAGCAGGGCCGCGACUGCCCCAACAACCGCGCCCUGCGCCCACAGUACAGAGUUAAUCAGUGGCUCCUGAAGUAAAAGACAGGAAACAAACAAAAAAAAGGAGUGAAGCUGCUGCACUACGAGAAGAAGGAAGGCAGGAAUCGUUCGAGCCUAUUUCCCACUGCCGAACCAUGCAGGCCUGAACCAGCAGGAAAUGAACUGAAUGGAAAGCACAAGAGUUGCACUUCACCACGGACAGCUUAACUAAACAGCUAAGCUCCACCGACCCGAACUCCAAACUAACCGACGUGCGGGCCUAUCCAUCCACAAUGUAACACAACUCAUCAGAGCCUGCACACAGAUUGGUCCAAAGUGUGAAACAGACCACACGGACUCUGAUGUCUACAAUUUCUUGUGUUUCUAUUUGUUGUUUGAACUCACAAAGACUGGAGAUGUAACGAUUAAUUCAUUUUAUGUGUGGCUUUAAAAAAAAAAAAAGAAUGGAUGUUAUCUAAAGACUAAAGUACGUGAUGUUUAUCUUCGAUCAUCACUCGUCGACAUACUGUCAUCACGCCGUCAUCCACUCGCUGGAGGAUUUAUUAUGCAUCCGCUGAUGAUCCGGAGCAAGGAAACACUCAGCGGUGGUACGAUGGCGCGAGCGAUAAAAAUCUGUUUGUCCCGAUAUGGAAUCAUAACUAAAAAAAGGACAUUUUAUUUUGUGAAUUUCAGGCUGCAUAGCUCAAGGGUGAGAAACAGAGGGAGAGACUGUAACUUUGACAUUUUGUAGAUUUCAACAGAUGGAAUCCCUGCAGAUCCGAAUCAGAGGGGUCUCUCACUUUGCAUGAUUUUUGAAUAUUUCACUCGUCUUCGUGGUAUUUAAUUAAAACGUGGCGACACAGUUCACCUCGGAUCGGGUCCCUUUUCACAGCAACAUGGAGCUCGGAGCUCUAAUUUAUGGCUCCGUAGUAGUAGUUUUUUGGUGUACCUGUACUAAAAGCCCAAUUUUACAAAAACGGUUACAGGCAAACUGUCCACUUGGUAAAUUGUUACCCUGAAGACCGACUGGAACAAGACAUGGCACAUCUCUCAACCUUUGGAUUUCUGUAAUGCUGAAAAAGGCUGAAUACUGCGAAGCUCCACAAAGUCUGUGCAAGGGAGACGGCGGGGCGGAUGGAUGGGUUGAUAAAACAUUGUAGGAGUGAAGGUAAUUGAGUUAAAGAUUCGCAUUUUUAGGAGUAUUUGUGUCAUUGGACAAGACAAGAUGGCAGUCAUAUCGUGCUGCUGCUUCUUUUAUCACUGUCAUUAAAUGCAAAUCAAAACGGAAAGAUAUUAGUUAAAUUUAUUUGUUGAUCAUCAUGCUACCUAGGAAGGAAAUUGUUUGCUAAAAACAUCCUAUUUUUUCCUGGAAAAUCAAUGAAGAAAACGCUUUUGAGUUUCCGCAUUAAUAGUGAACUGCUGUGGCAGCUAGGUAGCUUUAGCGUAUUGCUGGCUACUGUUGUUUCGGCUAAGAAAUCUUAAGUUAAGACUUAAGUUGCUGUCAGUUUCCAUUACCCGUAGAAAUGUGCGAAAAACACAAAAAUCGUAAUAAAAAACUGGUAAUGGAAACAAAACCAACAAAAUCAAAUGUCGCUGAAACACUUUUACGCUCUCACAAGGUGGCUUUUCAGACGUAUCGAUAUGAAAGUUUGGAAUUUGAAGUCCUGUGUGAUAUGGGAUAUCGCAGGACGAGACUUUACGAGAGUCAAUGGUAACACAUACGAGACACAAUUGUAGUUCGUGUUUAAUUUGUGAAAAACUGUAAUGGAAACGCAAUAAAGGGACUGAAAUUAAAUUUUAAAAAGUCUACUGUCUGAAAAACCACUGAAGAAUCUGCACAUAUGCUACUUGUAAGUUAAAUCUCGACAGAUGCCGAAGCAAGUUUCCAAGAAGUUUUUGGGAAGAAAUUGUUGGUUUAGAUUUGACAAGAGUUAUACUGAGAGAUGUUACAAGAUUGUGUUCUAGGUAGUCAGCGGCAUCAAAGUAGUAAAAUGUCCUCCAGGUGUCAUUUGAAGAGAAAAUUUGUGCCAUAGAUGGAAAUAAAUAUUACAUUAAGAUACAAAUGUUAGUGUCUGAAAUGUUAAAGAUGCUCUGUAGAGUUUUCUUGUUCUCAAAUGUUUUGAGUCCUCGUAAGUCAUCUGCAAAUGAGUUGAAAUUUCAAAUUCUUCCCUGCGAUGUGACCUGAAGCCAGCUCAGCUUUGACUCUUCAUCGAGACCCGUAAUGGCGGCUGAUCUGCAGCGCGUGUGCGGAAAAAGUGACAACUGAAGCUUGUAUUACGGUUGGAACACUGAAUUAAUACCAACACAAGUGGUCGGUAGCUUGUUGAAUAGUUUUUCCUGUUUGCUGUGAUGUUGUAUCUCAUGAAGGAAAACAAAGUCGGGUCCAUCUGUCCAUUUCAUUUUCAAAAUGUAACUGUAAUAAACGAAGGAUCUGCAACAACAA